AUGGACGAGUGUGAUGGCGCCGGUAGGUGCGGCGGCAGAUGCCGGGCGCCCAAGGCCGGGCUCUGCGCGCCCCGCUCCCGCCCGCCGCUGUCCCUCCGAAGCAGGAGCACUUGGAGGUGCCGCUGCCGGAGCAGUCCGGGGGAUUCACUGGUCACCCCGCCGUCUGCCAGCGGCUUAAACGCGCGGGGGAACGAGCUUACCUUGCUGGAUUCCAGAUCAGUUCAGGGAGAACUGGGGUGGAUAGCGAGUCCCUUGGAAGGAGGGUGGGAGGAAGUAAGCAUCAUGGAUGAGAAGAACACUCCAAUCCGCACCUAUCAAGUCUGCAAUGUGAUGGAACCCAGUCAGAAUAAUUGGUUACGAACUGAUUGGAUUCCCCGUGAGGGGGCUCAAAGGGUAUAUAUUGAAAUCAAGUUCACACUAAGAGACUGCAACAGCCUGCCGGGUGUCAUGGGAACUUGCAAAGAGACUUUCAACCUUUAUUACUAUGAAUCGAACAACGAUAAGGAGCGUUUUAUUCGAGAGAGCCAGUUUGCCAAGAUCGAUACCAUUGCUGCAGAUGAGAGCUUCACCCAGGUGGACAUUGGUGACAGGAUCAUGAAGCUGAAUACAGAGAUACGGGAUGUGGGACCACUUGGCAAGAAAGGGUUUUACUUGGCUUUUCAGGACGUUGGUGCCUGCAUUGCUUUGGUGUCUGUUCGUGUGUUCUAUAAGAAGUGUCCUUUGACAGUUCGAAACCUGGCACAGUUUCCAGACACCGUGACUGGAGCUGAUACAUCCUCUCUGGUGGAGGUUCGUGGCUCCUGUGUCAACAACUCAGAAGAGAAGGAUGUGCCAAAAAUGUACUGUGGGGCAGAUGGAGAAUGGCUGGUGCCCAUUGGCAACUGUCUGUGCAAUGCUGGCUAUGAAGAACAUAAUGGUGAAUGCCAAGCUUGCAAAAUCGGAUACUACAAGGCGCUCUCGACAGAUGUUGCUUGUGCCAAAUGCCCGCCUCACAGCUACUCCAUCUGGGAAGGCUCUACCUCCUGCACCUGCGAGCGGGGCUUUUUCCGAGCUGAAAAUGAUGCUGCGUCCAUGCCCUGCACUCGUCCUCCAUCUGCUCCCCAGAACCUAAUUUCCAAUGUCAAUGAGACCUCAGUGAACUUGGAGUGGAGCCCCCCCCAGAACAAAGGUGGUCGCGAAGACAUCUCCUACAAUGUGGUAUGCAAGAGGUGCGGUGCCGGUGACUUGAGCCGCUGCCGGUCCUGUGGCAGUGGUGUGCACUUCAGCCCCCAGCAGAACGGCUUGAAAACCACCAAAGUCUCCAUUACUGACCUCCUAGCACACACUAACUACACCUUUGAAGUCUGGGCAGUGAAUGGAGUGUCCAAGCAAAACCCCAGCCAGGACCAAGCUGUGUCAGUCACUGUGACAACUAACCAAGCAGCUCCAUCCCCAAUUGUUUUGAUCCAGGCUAAAGAGAUAACAAGACACAGUGUUGCCUUGGCUUGGCUGGAACCUGACAGGCCAAAUGGAGUUAUCCUGGAGUAUGAAGUCAAAUACUAUGAAAAGGACCAAAACGAGCGUAGCUAUCGCAUUGUGAAGACAGCCUCCAGGAAUACUGACAUCAAAGGCUUGAACCCCCUUACUUCAUAUGUAUUUCAUGUGAGGGCCAGGACAGCAGCAGGAUAUGGAGACUUCAGUGGACCAUUUGAGUUCACAACUAAUACAGUUCCUUCCCCCAUCAUUGGUGAUGGUACCAACCCCACAGUGCUCCUUGUUUCAGUGGCUGGCAGUGUUGUUCUUGUGGUCAUUCUCAUUGCAGCCUUUGUCAUCAGCAGGAGGCGCAGUAAGUACAGUAAGGCUAAGCAAGAGGCAGAUGAGGAGAAGCAUUUGAACCAAGGUGUUAGAACAUAUGUGGAUCCUUUUACAUAUGAGGAUCCAAACCAAGCUGUGAGGGAAUUUGCCAAAGAAAUUGAUGCCUCCUGCAUAAAGAUUGAAAAAGUUAUUGGUGUGGGGGAAUUCGGUGAAGUAUGCAGUGGACGUCUCAAAGUACCAGGAAAAAGAGAGAUAUGUGUUGCUAUCAAGACCCUAAAAGCUGGUUACACUGAUAAACAAAGGAGAGACUUUCUGAGUGAGGCCAGCAUCAUGGGACAGUUUGACCACCCCAAUAUUAUCCAUUUGGAAGGCGUAGUUACUAAAUGUAAACCAGUAAUGAUCAUAACUGAGUACAUGGAAAAUGGCUCCUUGGAUGCCUUCCUCAGGAAGAAUGAUGGUAGAUUUACAGUGAUCCAGUUGGUGGGGAUGCUUCGUGGCAUUGGCUCAGGAAUGAAGUACCUGUCUGACAUGAGCUAUGUGCAUCGGGAUCUGGCUGCUCGGAACAUUCUGGUCAACAGCAACUUGGUUUGCAAAGUCUCUGACUUCGGCAUGUCCCGCGUCCUGGAAGACGACCCUGAAGCAGCUUAUACCACACGGGGUGGCAAGAUCCCCAUCAGGUGGACGGCACCAGAGGCAAUUGCCUACCGAAAAUUCACUUCGGCCAGUGAUGUGUGGAGCUACGGCAUCGUCAUGUGGGAAGUGAUGUCCUAUGGAGAGAGACCUUACUGGGAUAUGUCCAAUCAGGAUGUUAUUAAAGCCAUUGAAGAAGGGUAUCGGCUGCCUCCCCCGAUGGACUGUCCCAUCGCUCUCCAUCAGCUGAUGCUGGACUGCUGGCAGAAGGAACGCAGUGACAGGCCUAAAUUUGGACAGAUUGUCAACAUGCUGGACAAACUCAUCCGCAACCCCAACAGCCUGAAGAGGACAGGCAGUGAGAGCUCCAGACCUAGCACAGCCUUGCUGGAUCCCAGCUCCCCGGAGUUCUCGGCAGUUGUUUCUGUUGGUGACUGGCUCCAAGCCAUUAAAAUGGAGCGAUACAAGGAUAACUUCACAGCUGCUGGCUAUACCACCCUAGAGGCUGUGGUGCAUAUGAACCAGGAUGACCUGGCCAGGAUUGGGAUCACUGCCAUCACCCACCAGAACAAGAUCUUGAGCAGCGUUCAAGCAAUGCGCACCCAAAUGCAACAGAUGCACGGCAGGAUGGUUCCCGUCUGAGCCAGUGCUGAAUAAACUCAAAACUCUUGAAAUUAGUUUACCUCAUCCAUGCACUUUAAUUGAAGAACUGCACUUUUUUUACUUCGUCUCCUUGCCUGUCGAAAUAAAGAUCUGCAGCAUUGCUUGAUGUACAGAUUGUGGAAACCAAGCGUGUGUGUUGGGAGGGGGCCUCCAGAAAUGACAAGCCGUCGUUUUAAACCAGACCUGGAACAAAUUGUUUCUUGGAACAUACUUCUCUGUUGAUCAACCAUAUGUAAAAUACGUGUAUCUAUAUAAAUAUAAAGUCACAUUUAAGUUUUGAUGCUAUGUUUGCUGCCAGAUACUGUGCUUAAAAGCAAAAGUACUUUCCUUCUCCCUAUGACCUGUAGGAUUACAACCAUAGUGUUUUAUUUGUGGGUGAAACCACCUUUGUGCGUCUUUCACUGGAAUGAAGAAUCUGCCCUAGGAUAUUUUCUGCAGACUUGAUGCAUCACUAAUACUUUGCAGAAACCUCAGUGAGAGUAUCAUUUGGCUAAUCAGUGCCUGCCAGUUAGUGAUCUAAACAUUUAUGGGCUUGAGACAUGAAAUAACCACCUCGUGGAUGACUGGGCAAAACUGGACUUCAAGGGAGAUUAUUGGCUGUUGUGCUGUGCUGAAGCUUACCACUUAAAGACAUUUUAUGAACAUCUUGCCAGUAGUCAGCUGUGACAAUCGUGGCUGUGGAGCUUUUGAACUUCUUUACUCUUUCAAGAAGUGAUUCCCUUUGCCAAAU
Molecule: messenger RNA, 3817 nt
Organism: Chaetura pelagica (chimney swift)
Lineage: Eukaryota; Metazoa; Chordata; Aves; Apodiformes; Apodidae
Gene: EPHA4
Product: EPH receptor A4
Exons: 18
Coding region: 1-3066 (1021 amino acids)
Biological process (GO): axon guidance; cell surface receptor protein tyrosine kinase signaling pathway; protein phosphorylation
Cellular component (GO): neuron projection; plasma membrane
Molecular function (GO): ATP binding; transmembrane-ephrin receptor activity; protein binding
Source: RefSeq, a predicted model, not a curated record